GUAACAGGUUACUGUCAUUUAUUAUACAUUUGUGAUACACUUACAAUGUAUAAUAAAGACUCUUAUAAAAAUAAUGUACAAAUAAAAAUUAUUCAAGCUUUCAUAAAUAUUUUACAAACAAAUAAUUAAAAGAUAAUGUAUACAACUAUUUAAAAACCUAUACAGCCGAUCAAUCAAAGAGAGUCAAUAUUAAUUUGAUAUAAGUUUUAAGAAGAGUAGUGAUAAUGGAAAGCUCGAGCGAGGUUCAAGAAACCGAAAAUGACAAAGUGGAACCAAACGUGGUAUUGGAAACUGAGCAAGUUGGGGAAAGUGAAAUUGAAAAAUUAAAAGGGGAUUCUGUAGGAGAUACUCUUUACAGUGGCAAAUGGAUAAUCAAUAUUUUGUUAGCAAUAUCAAAGGUUCACGAAGACAGCUGGAAUACAAAAUUGGAAAAUGACUUGUGCACUUUAUGGGAUAUGAGCACAGAGAGGGACAUUGUUCAGUUUCUUGUGGAUAAUGACUUUUUCAAAGUAGCUGAGUUUACUUUAAAUUCUUCAGAAGAGCCAAGGCUAACAGAAAUAAUUUUGGGAAUACUUGGGAAUAUGGCAUGUGAACCAAUAAUCCUUGAAUUAUUAGGAGCACACGAAGAGCUUCUUGAAACAAUUCUUCGUCAUCUUUCCUCUGAAGACAGUGCCACAUUAGUACAAAUCCUUCGAUUGUUGCGUUCUGCACUUUGGAACAUUCAAAAUAAUCCUGAAUCAAAGUGGAGAGUUAAUUUAAAAAAUUCAACUUAUUUAAGAGAAGUAGUUCCUUUCAUUUUGAAAAGUUCCACAAAUGAGGAACUUUUAAUUGCAACAACUAGCUUUCUGCGUUCCUCGGCGGAAAUUGAUCUUCCAUCCGGAAAAACAUUAUUAGAUGAAUUGUUUGACUCAUCUAGCUUUUUGCCAGGAAUGUUAGAAUCUUUUGAAGAAGUUCUUCCUCAAGAUGAAGGCCACUAUUCAGCUUCAACUUUAAAAUACCUUGAAGACUGGUUAGAAUUGUUCUUCAAUCUCAGGAGAGGGUAUCAAAUUCAUCAAGUAAUUUUACAAGAAGACAAUCUCGCGAGGAUAGUAGAGAUUCUGCGAGGGAUUUUAACAAAUUUCAUUGAUCCAUGGAAUCUUUUUCCUUUGGACGAAACUAAAGCUUCUUGUGUUCAUAGAUGUGCAGAAAUGAUCCUUGAUUUUCGAUGGAAAGGAUUUUUAAAGGCAGAUUCUACGAUUGACAUAGAUAAUAUGGUCUUAAAAAUUAUAUUCAGUAUCAAUACAGCAAUAAAAGAAGAAGAGGACUCGGAAGAAAUAAUGGAAGAAUUAUUAAAAUAUCUUGAAGGAUAUUGGAUAGAAAUAUCAAAGAUUUCCACAACCGAUGAAAUUAUAAAAAUCUUGAAAACAAAUGAGAAAGCUGUUAUUGAUCAUGUAACAAAUUUAUUAAAAUCAAAAAUUCCCACGGAAAAAAUGAAUGGCGUAUUAGCUGGUUUAUCAGAUGAAUAGAAAAUAAAAGGAGAGUUGUAAAAUCAAUCAAAGAAAUAAAUUUUUCGCAUGGCCUGUGAUUAAAAAAAA
Molecule: messenger RNA, 1574 nt
Organism: Osmia lignaria (orchard mason bee)
Lineage: Eukaryota; Metazoa; Arthropoda; Insecta; Hymenoptera; Megachilidae
Cellular component (GO): nucleoplasm
Source: RefSeq, a predicted model, not a curated record